Messenger RNA from Asparagus officinalis (garden asparagus), 2701 nucleotides. RefSeq names its product ATP-dependent zinc metalloprotease FTSH 5, mitochondrial-like. Lineage: Eukaryota; Viridiplantae; Streptophyta; Magnoliopsida; Asparagales; Asparagaceae. The record is from RefSeq and is a predicted model, not a curated record. Bases 179 to 2260 code for a protein of 693 amino acids. The transcript has 8 exons. Gene Ontology annotation, biological process: proteolysis. Gene Ontology annotation, cellular component: membrane; chloroplast thylakoid. Gene Ontology annotation, molecular function: ATP hydrolysis activity; metalloendopeptidase activity; ATP binding.
UCAAUAGAGGGCAGAUACCUAGAGUACGAUUGAUUUUCGUUCUCCCCUUCAAGAAUUUGUCUCAAUGUCUUGAAACUCGAUCGAAUCAAAACAAAGGGGUUUCUUUUCAUUGAAUCAAAUAUAUUUAUAAAAUAAAAAGGUAGGACUUUUCUCGUCUUUGAUCUAGAGGGGAGCAUUUAUGGCUUGGAGGCGAAUCCUAACUAAGACGGUGAAACAGCAGCUGGAGCAUCCAAAUUUUGUUGAUUUAAGUGGUCAUUCUCAAUCUCGUCUCACCUUCCAUAGGAUCGCAAAUGGAUAUAGAAAUUUGCAGGAAAGGUCUCAGUCAAGUUAUGUUGGCAGUGCAAUACCAAAAGAAAUUAGAAAUGAUCCAGAAAGAGUUAUUAGACUCUUUGAGAGCCAGCCUUCAUUGCAUUCUAAUCCUUCAGCAUUGUCCGAGUAUGUAAAAGCUUUAGUCAAGGUUGAUAAGCUGGAUGGAAGUCAGUUGCUGAGCACACUGAGGAAAGGGAUCGCUAGUACAUCAAAGGAUGAGGCUUACACCACUGUACCAGCUCUAAAGAAUGUUGGCCAGAUGACCAAGGAAGGAACUCUUGGGACUGCCGCUGCUCCAAUUCACAUGGUGACAUCAGAAGGUGGUCAGUUCAAGGAACAGUUGUGGAAAACUGUUCGUAGUAUCGCACUUGCUUUUAUUGUGAUUUCUGGUGUUGGUGCACUUAUUGAGGAUAAAGGAUUUGGCAAAGGUCUUGGUCUACAAGAAGAAGUGCAGCCAAUUAUGGAUUCCAGUACUAAAUUUAAUGAUGUGAAGGGUGUAGAUGAGGCUAAAGCUGAAUUGGAAGAAAUUGUUCACUAUCUUCGCGAUCCCAAGCGUUUCACUCGUCUUGGUGGAAAACUUCCAAAGGGUGUCUUGCUUGUUGGCCCACCUGGCACAGGGAAGACUAUGUUAGCAAGAGCUAUCGCAGGAGAAGCUGGUGUUCCUUUCUUCUCAUGCAGUGGUAGUGAGUUUGAGGAGGUGUAUGUGGGUGUUGGAGCUAGGAGAGUAAGAGAUCUAUUUGCUGCUGCAAAGAAAAGAUCCCCUUGCAUUAUUUUCAUCGAUGAGAUUGAUGCAAUUGGUGGACGCCGCAAUCCCAAGGACCAACAAUACAUGAGGAUGACCCUAAAUCAGUUGUUGGUUGAGCUAGAUGGUUUUAAGCAGAAUGAGGGGAUCAUUGUCAUUGCUGCUACUAAUUUCCCAGAGUCAUUGGAUAAAGCACUGAUCCGACCUGGGCGUUUUGACCGUAACGUUGUUGUUCCCAAUCCAGAUGUGGAAGGUCGACGGCAGAUUCUAGAAUCUCACAUGUCAAAGAUCCUGAAGGGAGAGGAUGUAGAUCUUAUGAUCUUAGCCAGAGUUACCCCUGGCUUCUCAGGUGCAGAUCUCGCGAACCUUGUGAACAUAGCUGCAGUCAAGGCAGCAAUGGAUGGGGCUAAAUCUGUCACAAUGGCUGAUCUCGAAUAUGCGAAGGACAAGAUCACAAUGGGCAGCGAAAGGAAGUCAGCAGUGAUCUCUGAAGAGAACAGGAGAACUACAGCGUUCCAUGAGGGUGGCCAUGCUCUUGUUGCAAUCUACACUGAUGGUGCAAUGCCAGUUCAUAAGGCCACAAUUGUUCCUCGUGGAAUGGCCCUCGGCAUGGUGAUGCAGUUGCCGGACAAGGAUCAGACCAGCCUGACACGCAAGCAAAUGCUUGCUAGGCUGGAUGUUUGCAUGGGUGGCCGAGUCGCUGAAGAACUAAUAUUUGGGGAAAGCGAAGUGACUUCCGGUGCUUCCUCAGACCUCAGGCAAGCCACUGCACUAGCAAGAAAAAUGGUGACCAAGUAUGGGAUGAGCAAGAAGGUCGGUGUUGUUACUCACAACUAUGAUGAUGAUGGAAAGAGUAUGAGCACAGAAACGAGGUUGCUGAUCGAGGAGGAGGUGAAAGAGCUUCUCGAGAGAGCUUAUAACAACGCCAAGACUAUACUCACCACUCACAGUAAAGAGCUGGAUGCGCUAGCAAAUGCUUUGUUAGAGAAGGAAACUCUAACUGGGGCUCAGAUUAAGAGUUUGCUUGCUCAAGCGAGAGAGGGGAAGCAGCAGCAUCAGCAGCAGGAGGUGGUGGUUAAUGCAUACACAGCCUUCUCCUUCGCUGCUGCAUCGCGUGGCAGCGGCGCACAACCGGCCAGCGUGCAGCGCUGCAGGCAACAAGCUAAGGCUAAAAGUGUUACUCAGCCAGCUGCAGGAUCUUUGCAAUAAAGCAAGAUAAAGUAGUUGAUUUCAAUUGGAAUACAGAGGAUGAAUGAACCAUUGUUAGUGUAUCUGAUGACUGUGCGAGCACUAACGGUGGUGGGACUCUGCAGAUGUGGCGCACGCGUGACCUAAUUUACAGGCCGGAGGAAGAUGUUCUGAACAAGCUAAAUACUUAAAAAAGUGCACACGCUACCGUGUGGGCCCGUUAAUCUGAAAGCUUGGCUCAAGAACUCGACUCCUUGCCGUAGGAGUUGAAUCUACUGCUUUUGAAAGAUAUUCCUAUGGAAAGACAGGAUUAUGCUUAUUACUAUUAAUCAGAUAAUAUGUAUUCACCUUUUAGAGCCGUUGCAACUAUUUUCUAACUGGUCUUGAGGUUGAUUUGCAAAGUGGACGUUUCUGUAAUUGUUUACCGUAUGGGCAACUUACAGACUGUGAACUUGAUGUUUU